AUGGAACUUGCCGACGAGUCUUUCCCCUUCGAAGAGAACGAUUUCGAGGAUAAAGAGCGGUUUAUGAUCGCUCACGACACUAUUCUCGAUCUAGGCUCCCACUGUCUUGGUGUUCUCUACAACCAGCUGAACCAUCGUACCUCAUCCCCAUUAGCCAUCGAGAAUUGA
This is a messenger RNA of Penicillium digitatum Pd1, 168 nucleotides long. The record is from RefSeq and is a predicted model, not a curated record. NCBI's taxonomy places the organism in Eukaryota, Fungi, Ascomycota, Eurotiomycetes, Eurotiales, Aspergillaceae.